CCUUCUCUACUUCCUCCAAAUUCCAACACCCAAACAUGCUUCUUCUCCCUUCCACCAAGCCCAUAACAACAGAAACAAUCUCAAGAAAAUGUUCUGCACUUAGUCCACAACACAGAUUUUCCUCCAUUAGAGUUGAAUUGAGGUCACACAACACAAAAACAGUAGCAGUAACAGCAACAAACAAAGGAACUCAACCUAUGUUGGCUACCACUAGAAGGCCACUGGUGUUGUCACUAUUGACCACCUUCUUCAAUAUGUUGGAAGAUACCAUCAACAGCUUCAGUAAAGCUCCUCUCCCACCUUUCAUUGAUCCACAGUGUGUCCUCUGUGACAAUUUUGCUCCGGUGGAUGAGCUUCCCCCAACCGAAUGCCAGGUUAUUGAAGGCCAACUCCCAUCUUGCCUUAAUGGAGCUUACAUUCGCAAUGGCCCCAACCCACAGUACUUCCCAACUGGUUCAUACCACCAAUUUGAUGGUGAUGGAAUGCUUCAUGCGCUCACCAUUUCUGGUGGCCGUGCCAUGCUCUGUAGCCGCUUUGUCAAAACUUAUAAAUACAAUUUAGAGCAUGAAUCUGGCCAGCCAGUCUUUCCAAACAUGUUUGCAGUCUUUUAUCGUCCCACCACCUUUGUGAUCACCAGUAUUUUGUUCACUGCAGCUAGAAUCUUCAGCGGACAGAUCAAUCCUGCAAGAGGGGCUGGUCUUGCCAAUACCAGCCUUGCUUUCUUUGGUGACAGGCUCUUUGCCCUUGCUGAAUCUGAUCUUCCCUACACUGUUCGUGUAGACAAAGCCGGUGACAUUGAGACCAUAGGGCGCUAUGAUUCUAAUGGAGAACUGUUACAAAACAUGACAGCCCACCCAAAGAUUGAUCUGAACACCAAACAGACAUUUGCUUUUCGUUAUGGCAUGAUGCGCCCAUUCUUGACCUUCUUCAGUUUCGAUGCAAAUGGCUCAAAACAAUCAGAUGUACCCAUCUUCUCUGUAUCUCAUCAGUCUCUGGUUCAUGACUUUGCCAUCACCGAACGGUUUGCAAUAUUUCCUGAAAUACAGAUAACAGUAAACCCAAUGGCAAUCAUGAAAGGAACACCUUUGAUGCAGUUAGACCAUUCGAAAGUGCCAAGGAUUGGUGUAAUUCCACGGAAUGCCAAGGAUGAAUCAGAGAUGAGGUGGUUCGAUGUGCCUGGAUUCAACAUCUUCCAUACCAUCAAUGCUUGGGAGGAGGAAGAUGAUGUAGUUGUCCUGAUCGCACCCAACAUGUUGUCCAUAGAACACUGCUUAGAGAAGACUGAGCUGAACCACUCAUCGGUAGAGAAGGUUAGGAUAGACUUGAAGAGAGGGAUUGUUUCAAGGUUCCCAUUGUCUGCAAGGAACUUAGAUUUUGGGGUGAUAAACCCAGCCCUAGUGGGGAAGAAGAGCCAGUAUGCUUACCUGGGAGUGGGAGAGCCUAUGCCCAAGAUGGCUGGGGUAGUGAAGCUAGACCUUUCAGGAUGGGAGCACCAAGAACAUGUUGUGGCCAGUCGGAUGUAUGGGCAAGGAUGCUAUGGUGGUGAACCGUUCUUCGUGGCCAAAAACCCAGAGGACCCAAAUGCUGAGGAGGACGAUGGGUAUAUGGUGUCAUACGUGCAUGAUGAGAUUUUAGGGGAGUCAAAGUUCUUGGUCAUGGAUGCAAAAUCACCUACUCUUGAGAUUGUUGCAGUAGUAAAGCUGCCCCGGCGGGUGCCCUAUGGAUUCCAUGGGCUAUUUGUGAGGCAAAGUGAUCUCAACAAAUUGUGAGUAACUCAUAGUUGUGUGGAAGGCUUUUGGGUUUGGUAAGCCAGAAAGAAAAGAAUGCCAAAACCAAAAUGAAAUAGCUUUUGUUACAUAUCAUUCUUUGUGUAAUUGUAUAUGUAUCUACCUAAGACACUGUAGACAUCAUAUUUGUAUCAUAAUAAAACAAUUCAGCCACUCGUGGAAAA
Messenger RNA from Macadamia integrifolia, 1951 nucleotides. RefSeq names its product probable carotenoid cleavage dioxygenase 4, chloroplastic. The record is from RefSeq and is a predicted model, not a curated record. Bases 36 to 1769 code for a protein of 577 amino acids. The transcript has a single exon. Gene Ontology annotation, cellular component: chloroplast stroma. Gene Ontology annotation, molecular function: carotenoid dioxygenase activity. Gene Ontology annotation, biological process: carotene catabolic process. Lineage: Eukaryota; Viridiplantae; Streptophyta; Magnoliopsida; Proteales; Proteaceae.